CACAAGUCAAAGUCAGAGAAGAAUAAGGAGAAGAAGCAGCAGGAAGUCUAAGAAUGACACAGGCCAUGUACAUUACGCUGGUAUCGAGUGACAAUUUCGAGUUUAUCAUAACUUCAGAAGCGGCAAAUGUCAGUGGGACACUGCGAAGCAUGUUGCAAUCCACCUUUAAAGAGACAUCGGAACGCCGCAUAAGGCUUCACGAGUUUGAUGGGCGUGUAUUAGGUAAAGUUGUGGAGUAUCUUUACUAUAACUUGAAGUAUAAAGAUAGUGUUGAUGUACCUGAGUUUGAUAUUCCCGAGGAGAUGGCGUUGGAGUUGUUGGAUGCCAGUGAUUUCUUAGACGUUUAGAUAGGUCGACGAUAGGUCGACGACAUGUACGCGCACGGGGCUGUAAUUUAUAACGAUUAACUUGAUGAAUUAUAUUAUAUGGAACUGAACUUG
Messenger RNA from Williopsis jadinii, 440 nucleotides. It is a transcript of the gene ELC1, whose product is annotated as elongin C. Lineage: Eukaryota; Fungi; Ascomycota; Saccharomycetes; Phaffomycetales; Wickerhamomycetaceae. Gene Ontology annotation, biological process: ubiquitin-dependent protein catabolic process. The transcript has a single exon. Gene Ontology annotation, molecular function: protein-macromolecule adaptor activity. Gene Ontology annotation, cellular component: elongin complex. The coding region runs from base 54 to 347 and encodes 97 amino acids. The record is from RefSeq and is a predicted model, not a curated record.